CUCUGAGCAGGUGACGGAUAGGAGCGAUGAGAGGGAAAGACUGCAGAACUGAUCCUGAUCACCAAGGAGUGGGGCAAAGAAUCCUCUUCACAGGACCUGAUGGCGUUGGGAAUUACAGAGUCAGACUGUGUGAUUUCCCUCAUAGCAUCGGCAUCGGCGCCUUGUCCUCAGAGGCCACAGGGGAUUUAAAUUACCUCUUACGGCCUGCACCAUGUGCUCCAGCACCGCUGCCCAAGCACUGCUACGUUGGAGGAGUGGGAUGGGGCAUUGAGCAUGGCCUCAGACUCAAUGCCAGAACUUUACUCAGCAAUACACAGAUCAAGCGUUCUGAGUUUCGCUCGGCCAUGGAGGACAGGAUAUCUCAGAUAUUUCAGAACCCAUGGCAAGCGCCGACCUGCUUUUUGGACAGGCAGGAGUCGAGUGCCCGAGGGGACCAGAGUGACUGUGAGACCCACAGCCAGGACAGCAACAGCCAGAUCCUACUGAGCAAGAGAUGCUCAGCUCGGAGGAAAACAGCAGAGAAAACACACCAGAGUGGCUUCACCUUGCCAUCCAUAGCAGGAGGCAACACUUAAAAAAGCAUCCACAAUGAUGUGCACUUGGUAUCUGGAGUGUUUUAGUAUACACUGUGCUUGUUUCACUAUGCUUUAUGAUCUUUUAUG
Molecule: messenger RNA, 662 nt
Organism: Pangasianodon hypophthalmus (striped catfish)
Lineage: Eukaryota; Metazoa; Chordata; Actinopteri; Siluriformes; Pangasiidae
Exons: 5
Coding region: 27-575 (182 amino acids)
Source: RefSeq, a predicted model, not a curated record